This is a messenger RNA of Fonticula alba, 3789 nucleotides long. RefSeq lists its product as hypothetical. Gene Ontology annotation, molecular function: actin filament binding; lamin binding. Bases 1 to 3555 code for a protein of 1184 amino acids. Gene Ontology annotation, biological process: nuclear migration along microtubule. The record is from RefSeq and is a predicted model, not a curated record. NCBI's taxonomy places the organism in Eukaryota, Rotosphaerida, Fonticulaceae. Gene Ontology annotation, cellular component: nuclear membrane. The transcript is spliced from 6 exons.
AUGAGCUCUUCCGGUGGGCACCGUGUCGGGGCCGGGGCCCCCGUCGCAAGCAAUCGCCCCCCGCCACCGCCGCCGCCGGAAGCAGUGACCGAAGAUCCGGGCGACCGGUUCCUGGAUUUCCUAUCCGACGAGGACCUCAGCUCCGACGACGACCACGACCACGACCACGACCACGACGACCACAAGGACCACCCCUUCGAGAGCUAUGAUGGCUACGACGACGAGGAGGAGGAGCCCAUGGAGGAAUCCACGCUGGCCACCCCCCCGGGGGAUGUCUCUGGGGAUGAUGAAGAUGAUGGCGAAGAUGAGCCGGACCAGGGGGACCUCGCAGCCCCGCCGGCUUCGGCCACCGGGCAUCCGCGUCCCAUUCGCCAGGGGGGUGUCUUCAUGCACGAAAUCCUGGUUGAGGUGGGCGACGGGACCAGGCAUGUCCUCCUCCGGCCGGCGCCGGUCCCACCGCCGGAGCCCCAGCCGAGGGGACCCACUGCCGGGUCCGGCGACCGCCCGGGCGCCACGCCCCAGCGGCCCCCAUCCUCACCGGCCCCGCAGCCAUCGCCCCCUACGCCCGUGUCGCCUGCGACGCCGGCGGCCGCGGGGGCGGUGGUGGUGGUGGCGACGCCGGCAGAGGGCUUCCCCCGCCCCGACGCCCAGGCUCCCGGACGGCAGGCCGGCCCGGGCCAUGCCGGGGCCCUGGAUCGCCGCAUGUCCCAGAUCUUUGCCAGCAUCCUGAAGCCCUUCGAUCGGGCCGCCGUCCAGCCGGCCACCUUGGUGACGGCUCCGAUCGAUGGGCUGCCCCUGCGCCCGGCACCGGCCUCCACCGGCCUCGCGGUCCUGGUGAUCCUCUUCGCGCUGGGGGUGAUCGUGCUCCUCCGGCAGGUGCCGCUGCGACCGGUGGGCGACGGCGCCACCGGCGCACCCACGGCCAGUCUCCUGGAUCGGAUUCGUCGGGCGUUGGCCCCGGCCAAGCCCCUCGCCGAUGUCACGGUCGCGGAGUGCUGGUUCUGCUCGGCCACGGCCGAGGGUGCCGACCCCGACUCCUUCACCUGCCAGGCGUGCGGGUCCUACAACGGCUUCACCAGCACCGGCGACUAUGAUGUGCCCAUGAUGACGCGCGAAGGCGCCCACUUUGAUACCUCACGGCUGACCUUCGCCCGGCGUGCCGGCCCCCGGGCCGAGGGCGACACCGAGCAGCCAGCCCGAACGGCCACCGGGCCAGGCUCCGGCGUCGCGCUGGCCGGGCUCCCCCGGCCGCCGGCUCUAUGCGAUGCCUGUCAGCGCAACCAGGAGCUUCUGGUUGGUGCCCUGGCUCAAAUGCUUCCCGAGGAGGAUGCCCCGGUCGACCGGCGGCCCGAGUCGCCGGGUCGCGCGGCCUCCUGGCUGGGACGUCUGCUUGGCCGGCCGGUGCACGGCCCCUCUGGCGGACACUCCGGGCUCCUGGAUGAUGGGACCAUCCCGGCCGGGCAGCAGGUGGAGCUAGACCGCCGGCGGGCGGCCCUCGAACAGCGCUACGCUCUGUGCAAGGUGUGCGAGUGGGCCACGCAGAAUUUCCUCCGCCAGCAGGACCGGCGCUUGAAGAUCUCAGCCACGGCCAACCGCCCGGGGCCCGUGCUCCUGGCCCCUGCCCGGGGCGGGGCUGGCACCGGGGGCCCAGGCGACUUCCCCUCUUCACAGUCCGGCCCCGGCAGCAAUCCCUUCGUCAAGGAGUUCGAAUCGUACGCGGCCCUGCUGCACCACGGCCGCCGAGUCAACUUCGUCCGGUCCCUACUUUACUUCUCCCAAAGCAUCCUGUCGCUUGUGCAGCUGGGCUGCGACAGUGCCAGUGCCCUGGUGGCGGUGGCAAGCCCAUCCGGGGGGCCGGUGUUCUGCGCCUCCCUGCGACCCGUGGACCGAGUGGCCCCGCAUGCCAUCCUGGCUGCUCUGGCCUCCCUGGUCCAGGUGGGCUUGGCCCUGCAUGAGCAGAUCCUGGUCCGACGGCACGCGCGCUCCUUCAGCAUCCCCGGACCGCCCUCGCUCUCGACCACACUCCUGGUUAACUUGGUCUGGCUGCUGCAUGUGGCCCUCUUCUCCGGGCUGCUGUCUGUGACGCAGCUGCCCCCGGCCUCGGCCCCGAUGGUGGGCCUCGCCGCCAUGCAGGUCAUUCUCAUGCUGAUGCUCUCCUGCCGUCCGGCCAUGCCAUACAUCCCGGCCAUGAACCCUCGCACGGCCAGCCAACUGGACGCCCUGGGCUUGGACAUUCUCCUCCCGGCGACCGGGCCCGAGCCGGGCCCCUCCUCGUCGGCCUCGCGCCCCUCCCGGCCGGAGGCCAUGCCCUUCGACGAAAGUGAGGAUCCCUUCAGCCUGGCCGAUCGACUGACGCCGCUGUCCUUCUCCGGCGCGGCGACCCCCGUCUCGACCGUGGCUUCGGCCGGUCCUCGGCCGGUCAUCAACCCGGCCCUCGGCCUGAGCGUCGAUACCGCCGCCCUGGCCGCCGCCGCCGCCGCCGCCGCCGACUCGCCGGCCGCCAGCAGCGGCUCCGCCACCCCCAGCGCCCCCCCUUCGCCCCCCGCCGGGGCAGGCUCUUCACAUGCGGACACCCCUGGCGCCGACGCCACGACCGGCGAUGCCGGCCUCGCCGCCCCCUCGCCAUGCCCGUCCUCUCGGCCGAACCCCUUCCUGCCGCGGGUGUCGGUUCCCGAGCGUAGCUUUGACCUUCGCAGCCGGCAGCCUCUCCGGCCGAUGGAGCAGCUCCUCUUUUCGGAGCCGCCCGCGGCCGAACUCCGCCACCGUGAUGGCACGGUCAUCGCGGUGCCCCCCUCGCGGCUUCCCUCCGCGGCGUCCAUCUCGCGCGAGCUUGGCGGCCUGCCGACCGACGUCGGCCGUGCCUUCAGUAGCUUCUCCAUUCGCGAUGCCGGCCCGGCCGGGUCCGCGGCCGGAGCGGCCGAGGGACCGGCCCACUGGGGCAGCCCCCCGGCAUCCUCCCCCUCCGCCAACAUGGCGGUGCCCCCCGGCGAGGCCACACUGGCUGGGGCCUUUUCCAACUUGAUCGGCUCACUGGCCUCCGUCGGCAAGGCCCUCAAGCACACCCUGCUGCCGAGCACCACUGCCCGCAAUGACGCCCCACGCCAGCAUGCCAGCCACUAUGGCCACCCCUCGGGCCCGGUUGACGGGGCGAUGCUUCCGUCCGGGGGGGCAGACCAUGGCGGCGCCCUUGUCCCCCGGGCUCCGGGCUACCCCCCAACCCCCGGCGGCAGGUAUCCCUACGCCUAUCACCACCCGUCCCACCACCAGCCGCCGCCGCCGCAGCAGCAGCAGCAGCAGCACCAUUACCAGUACUCGGGGCAGUUCUCGCCACGCGCAGCUCCGGCCGGCCAGCCCCUCUCCCCGGCUGCCGGGCCGCGCCUCAGUCUGGGGGCCUCCCCACACCUUGGAGGCGGCGAUAGCUUGGCGGCCUUGCCCCCCUCGCGCUCUCUCUGGGCUAGCCAACCACACGGCUCGGCCGACUCCCCCAGUGGCGCCUCGACACCCGGCCGCCAGGGCGCCAUGCACUUUUCGGCCUUCCAUAGCAUGCGGCAUUGAGACCCGGAUGACAGGGAGAACGUGUGUGUGUGUGUGUGUAGCAGCUGUCCAUCCGCCAUAACUUUUUCGACUCGUCGGCGCCGGACGCCAGGGAGGGGCGUCUCCCCUAUUCUCUUUUUCGGCUCCGGCUCCUUCCUGUGUACUCCGCUUGCCCAGCCUUGAAACCGCGUGCCACGCAUGCGUGCGCACCACGCCAAAUAUACGCGCGCCCACACGGCGGCCAUCCUGUCUCCA